Messenger RNA from Meloidogyne enterolobii, 1588 nucleotides. The record is from the annotation of a GenBank genome assembly. Lineage: Eukaryota; Metazoa; Nematoda; Chromadorea; Rhabditida; Meloidogynidae.
CUAAACAACACACUUUUCCGUGUGUUUGCCAUUUGAUUAUUGCCCAUCUUUUCUGUAUAUUUAUUUAUAUGGUGUCGGCCCACAUUUUUUUUCUACCUUCUUUCCUCUAUCGCCGCGUAUCACACCCCAAAUAUAUGACCAAAUCACUAAAAAUAUUUUACAAGCAUUUUCCCAUCCAGUAACUUAACUGCGCUCCUUUCCUCAUUUUUUUUGCCUCCUUUAAAACCUUGACUUGUUCUUAUCGAUGACAUUACUAUUUUUUGUGAUUCUUGUCUCUCUAACUUAGAGUUAGUUUAUUUUUGAUAAAGAGAAUUCCUUUUAAUCAAUCGCCCAGGUUAGAAUUGCCGGAUACAUAGUUGUGGGCUUAAAUCAAGCUUGAUAAACACCGAACGCAAAGCUUAGGAAUCAGGGUUGUAGAUACGGAUAUUCGGAUCUGAGAAUUACCAGAUAUAUGAGUGUAGGUGAAAGCCACGAGAGUGAGAGAGAAGAGAAUUAGCGAGACCCACUCUGUCACAAAAAAUUUUUUUCGGUUCCCGAUCCUGAUAUCCGAAUAUUUCAAGGAUCCGCCAACCUUAGAGGAAAGGUUGAGAAGCUUAGAAAAGCUAGGAAUUAAUAUAAAAAUCUAAAAACACAUCUUUGACUUUUAAACAGCCUUUCCAUCCUGAUCUUCACUUUUCUCUUAAAUUCGAUUUCAAUUUGAUUUCAAUCUGGUUCAGUAAGUGAACCGUCUUUACUGUCUUUAUUAUUUAAUUCUUAUCGUGUUUUGAUCAACUCUUAGUUUAAUUUAUUUAUUAUUGACAGAGUAUACUUAGUUAAAAGUAUGGUUAAAACUUCUGAACCCAGUACAACAUUAUUAGAUAAUAAUGGUGAUCCAAUCUGCAGAUCUCAUCAAGCUUCAGAUGAUGAUGCGAGUAAUGCAAACGACUUUAAUAAAAAGUCACUAAAUGGAGGUAAUACUUCCUUCUUUGACUUACCCGGAUCGUCCAUUAAUUCAACUACUAAUACCUCUACCUCCACUUCUUCAGGGCAUUUAACUGUUGAGAAAUAUAUUCUUCAAUUGCAGCAAAAAGAUGAAAGGAUUCGCACUUUAAAAGACGAAAACAAACGGUUACGCUCUACACUCCUUUCCAAGACUAGCGAGUUUCAAAUUCGAGUGGAUGAGUUGGUUACGGAGUUGGAAAGACAAGCUGAGAUUGUCAAAAAGCUUCAGAAUGAAUUGGCAGUAUGUCGAAGGAAUGCUGCUAAUAAUACUUACAAUGAGAGUGCUCCGAGGGACCUUCCAAAAAAAUUGUCGGCUUCCGGAUCAUUUAUUCCACACAAUCCUUCCUAUGUCUCUCCCAAAUCAACAAAUACCUCUCCUUAUAAAAAUAUCCGAACAAAUGAUCUACAAACUGACGAUAUUUUGGCCAAAUUACAAAGCUUUAAUGAAAGAAAUGGGGUUGUAGAUGUUCAAAAACAACAACAACAAAUUAUUUUGGGUUCAAAGAAAAAGAAAUCUUCCCUAAAAAGUCCACCAAUAAUUCAAAAACAACAAAGUUGUGAAGUCCCUUUAAUUUUUCAGAAUGGUAGGGAUUUUGGAUUUUCAUAA